Molecule: messenger RNA, 3324 nt
Organism: Adelges cooleyi (spruce gall adelgid)
Lineage: Eukaryota; Metazoa; Arthropoda; Insecta; Hemiptera; Adelgidae
Exons: 2
Coding region: 2416-3144 (242 amino acids)
Source: RefSeq, a predicted model, not a curated record
CCUAAAGUUUACCCAUAUAUCAAUAUACAAAGGUGUUGUACAGCUAGUAUUCAGGAUUAAAAAAAUAUAAAACAAUCUUACGUCGGUCAAAAAUUACAAAUUAGAAAGUACGUUUAUUCACUGCAAUUUUUUAAUUUAUAUCCAACGCCAUCUUAUUUGCAUUGUGUACUAGGCAAUUUUUUUUUAUUUUUUAAAACAUGAAUAGUUGGUUUACAACACCAAUGUAUUUAUAUGUGGGUAAAUAUGGGCAAAUUUUAGUACUAUUCUAUUAAAUAAAAAAUGUGUAAAAUAUCCGAUAUUUUUCAUUAAUAACAUUUUUUUUCCCUAAAAAAAAACAUAACUUUUUUUCGCAUCUUGCCGAUAUUUUUUUUUUACUUAUUUCUUUUCUCUGGUAAGCGAUUCAAUCGAGCCUAUAAAUGUAGUGGGGUCACACAACAGCUAGUUUCGGUAUGUGUUAAUUAUUGUCAUCAACGACCGGCACUUUUGUAGACCACAAAUAACAACAUAACAAAAUCGGAUUUCACGAGUUGUACAAUUAAAAAAAAAAACAAUUUUCCUCUGCGGUCUUUGUACAUACGGCCGACCGUUAAAGCACGUACUCGGGGAAAAUGUAUUAGUUUUUUUCCUUGUACCUAAUUGUUUUGUCGAGGGAAGACAAAAAAAAAGCCCACUUUGAGUGAGGUCGGAUGCGAUCAAAGUCCUCCCAGCGUUUUUCUCGGUCGACAAACAAACGAACGCAACUCGAAAGCAUUUAACGCGAUAUUAAUACAUGGAAUAAGCCAGUGUGUGACAAGUCAUUAUUGUUAUACAUUGUAUUUGUAUAUUUUGUUUUAAAUUAAAACCGUCUCAUCGCGUAUUCAAGACGAGUGUCUACGCUUUUUUACCGCCACCGGAUUAAUAACGACUAGUGUUUUUUUGUUUUGUUUUGAAAAAGUCCCUCUUAAACCCAAACGUGUGUUGAAAACAAAGAAAAAAUAGGCACUGUUAACGUGUACAUUGUUGCAAACAUGUGGGGUAAACAUGCAGAAUUAGAAUACUUAAAUCUGUAUCACAAAAAUGUUGCAAGGUCUUUUCGGUAAUGCAUUACAAAAAUAUUUAUAUGUUGUGCGUUGUAACCGAGUGACAAACAGUGAUCGGCUGUUAAAUCAUUAAUCUAGAGAGCGGAUUUUCAGGGUUUACGAAAGCUUUGAAAAUAUGUUCAUCCAGUAGAAUAUGCUCAACUCCGAAAAUGAUCUCUAAUCUCCAAAAUAUGCACAAUUAUAUAGGCUUAUAUAUAUAUAUAUAUAAUUAUGUACAUUAUAUGCACCCAUAGAGCUGCAUUAAGCGCUAAUAAACAUGUGAGAAUAUAAUAAAAAUCCGCUCUCUAAUCGUUGCGGUUAUAUUCAACUCCAUAAUAAGAUAUCGCAUAAAGUGGCCGCUUAAAAAAUAAUAAAGUAAAUAAGUGAAAAAUAUAUAACCAACGCGGAAAUUACCAAAAAAAAAAACAAAUAAAUAACCAAAGCACAGAGAACUUCAAUAACUUAGUCCCCUAAAUGAUGUGUUUAACUUACGAUUACACUGCUAUGGCCACAGCGAUGGAACAAACAAUAGCAGACAUUUUUUUUUUUAUGAACUUUUGUUGCAGGUAUGUUCUUACAAAUAUUGCGGUGAACUAAAAAUGUCAAAGGGGCCGUCGUUGGCUUUUAUGCGUUAUCCAAUUCAUCGAUGUUCCAUUUCCAUCGAGAACUUUGUUUCAAUAAAAACGUUUUAAUUCGUCAGGCCUAUUUUGUGUUGUUAAUGCAGCUUGAAAAAAAAAAUUACCCAUUACUUUGUCCGUUUUCUGGUCAACAAUAUUGUUUUCAUAAAAUAUGUAUUGUUUUAUUAAAAAUGUUUAACAAAGUCAAAUAAGAUAAAAUGUGCAAAUUUCGCGAAACCCAUAAAAAUGCUUGUCUAUUUGCCUUUGUUAAACAUUUUCAAACACAUUUAUAAACACUAUCCGUGACCGGCUAAUGGGUUUAAUAAUGGGUUUGUUUUUUUACCUUAAAACUUAAAAUUAUACUGAAAUAAAUGUAUAUUUGAUUUUUGAAUAUAUAUUUACAGACACUGUGUCUGCAAAAGUGGAAAAACAAGAAAACCAUAAAAAUAUUCGUCUAUUUGCUUGGGUUAAACAUUUUCAAAAACACAUUUAGGGAAACUAUUGAUAAUAAAAUAAUGGUGUUAAUAAUGGGCUUUUUUAUGUUGCAUAAGUAAACACAGAAUAGGCUUUUCGUAUUAAAAUGUUAUUAUUGAAAAAAAUUGAGCUCUUGAAGGAAUUGGGACAGGGAAGAAUUCGAAACCGUAUAAAAGCCAACGGCGUUCUCUUCGAAAUCAUCAGUUCAACGCAACAUUUGUUGACCGAUACAACAAGUAUAGCAUUAGCAAGCAUUUAUCAACAACAUGUCAGCAAACAUUUGUUUCAUCGCUGCGGUCCUAGCGGCAACCGCGUUCACUUUAGCGUCGUCGUGCCCAAACGUCGACACGUGCAAAUGUGAUAAGCCGGCCUACACUCCGGGGCAGGUGCCGUUCUUCGAUUACUACGAAGGUUUCGGUCCAGCUCAUUGCAAGGAAUUUUUCGGUAGUGUCGUUGAGUUGCAAGUAGAUGUGUUGCCGUGCUUCGAGGCGUACGUAAGCGUCGGCGGCGAACCGGAGAAACUGAAGUACAAGUCCGCUCUGAACGAAUACUACACGCUCAACCCCGACCAAUGCGGACCGGACUCUACCGCCAUAGUUGAAUACAUCAUCUCCAUCACACCGGCGGAUGUUCCCGAAAACGGAGAUUGCGAUAAGGCCUUGACGUGCCCUUGUGGCGCCGAAAUUUUCGGCGCUUUCGAAACGUGCUAUUCUGAAAAGCCUGUCGUCGCGUUCUUCGAAAAAAGACAAAUGGAAAGCGUGCUGGGACCGUACACAAAUUGGAAAGCCAAUAGAGACGACCCGAAAUACGAAGCCGAUUACAUAGAGGCUUUGUACGCAUACUACGGAGGCCAAGAUCCUUCGGUGCUCGCAGCCGAUUGUGAAGCCUUCCCCAGCGAAUGCGCAACAUGGCAGCACCGCAAUCUGGUGGUGUGUGCCACCGAAACCUGGUGGUCUAGCACCGGGUGCACCUUAUGUUGCCGAAGAAAAAAUUAAUGUCCCACCUACGGUUUGUCCGAAACCUAGCCCACCUGGAACUGUAAUCGGAACAGGCGGUGGUUAUUGAUAACGCACGUCUCCCGUUUGUUGUAAACCUUAUAAAAUUUCAACUUAAAACUAACUAUGCUGCAAAUUCGAUACAGAUGCUCUAUAUUGUAUGUCCGAAUUCAAGAAAUA